CACAUUUUUGAAUUGGGUUGGGCAUGAGACAACGAUGCGGCCCAGGCGGCCCACCUCCCCUCUCCUAUAUACACACUCGAUACCUAGGGUUUCCUUCUCUCACUUCUGUACCCAAUCAGAAGAGCGGCGGCGCGGGCGGACAAGGAGCAGGCGGAGGAGGAGUUGUGCCAAGCCACAAUGGGUAUCUCGCGUGACUCGAUGCACAAGCGCCGAGCCACCGGUGGAAAGCAGAAGGCCUGGAGGAAGAAGCGAAAGUAUGAGCUUGGUCGCCAGCCAGCCAACACCAAGUUGUCAAGCAAUAAGACGGUGAGGAGGGUCCGUGUUCGGGGAGGUAAUGUGAAAUGGAGGGCUCUUCGCCUUGAUACUGGUAACUACUCAUGGGGAAGUGAAGCUGUUACCCGCAAGACCCGUAUCCUCGACGUGGUCUACAAUGCAUCAAACAAUGAGCUUGUGAGGACACAAACCCUUGUGAAGAGUGCCAUUGUGCAAGUUGAUGCUGCCCCAUUCAAGCAGUGGUACCUCACUCACUAUGGAGUUGACAUUGGUAGGAAGAAGAAAACCCCUGCUGCAAAGAAGGAUAAUGCUGAGGGACAAGAGGUUGAGGCAGCAGCUGAGGAAACGAAAAAGAGCAACCAUGUCACGAGGAAGCUUGAGAAGCGCAAGGAGGGACGUACCCUUGACCCACACAUUGAGGAGCAAUUUGGCAGUGGACGGUUGCUGGCAUGCAUUUCUUCCCGUCCUGGACAGUGUGGCCGAGCUGAUGGGUACAUCCUUGAGGGUAAAGAGCUUGAAUUCUACAUGAAGAAGCUACAGAGGAAGAAGGGCAAGAGCGCUGUAGCUUAGAGCAUUCUCAUGGAUUGUCUUGCACCGAAAUGUGUGUCCUGAUGAGUACACUUUUUUGGUUAGUCGUCUCAAGUUCAGAGCGUUAUGCCAUAUUUUCAGACCUGAUUUGUACACUGUUUUCUAAAAGCGAUUGAGCUCUAGUCCAAUUUGAGCAGGGUAUGAUUAUUUGUUGAUGAA
Molecule: messenger RNA, 1020 nt
Organism: Zea mays
Lineage: Eukaryota; Viridiplantae; Streptophyta; Magnoliopsida; Poales; Poaceae
Product: 40S ribosomal protein S8
Exons: 5
Coding region: 178-843 (221 amino acids)
Biological process (GO): translation
Cellular component (GO): ribosome
Molecular function (GO): structural constituent of ribosome
Source: RefSeq, a predicted model, not a curated record